Molecule: messenger RNA, 520 nt
Organism: Camelina sativa (false flax)
Lineage: Eukaryota; Viridiplantae; Streptophyta; Magnoliopsida; Brassicales; Brassicaceae
Source: RefSeq, a predicted model, not a curated record
UGUUAAUGCAGGUCCAAAUGAACGAACGCAAUUUCUUCUUAGACCCAAGAACUGGAAGCAGUCUGCUACUUAAAGCUGCUGGCGAAAAGACGGGCGGGUACACAGUUGCAAAUAUGAUAUGGGAUCUCAUGCAAGCUCGAAGGAUUACACCUACACUAGCUGCUGUUGAAGCUUACUACAAAGGAUUGAAAGAACGUGAAAUUCCAGAAGAUGAUCCGAGACUCAUGUUAGUGACGAGUACAUACAAUACCUUGCGACUUAAGGAAGGGACAUUAAACAAUCGGCGUUAAAACAAAGGGAUCAAGAGGAGAAAAGAGAGUAUCAUGGCUUCUUCGUUUUUUUAUUACGCUAUUUGCUUAUUAGGAUCUCUGUAAACCAUCUUGGUAUGUUUUUCAAACCAGUUCCUUGAGUUGAAUAAGGAGACUUCAACUAGAUGAGGACUGAAUAUUAUGCUCAUUUCAAUUGCUUAACCUUGAGAGCUUUGACACUUUCAUACAAAAGCAGACAAUGUUCCAAAUAA